AUGAUGGCUGCUGCGCGAGGGAAGAGCGCGUUGCGUCAGAAAGAGCCCGACGUACCCGGGCCUAUCGCAAGCCGGACGCGCGCCUCCGUUGCUGCUGCCAUUCUUAUACGUGUCCGCUCGACGGCGGAUGAGGGCGGGGAACCACCUCCGGGUUACUCAUCACCCGCCCAUGGUCCCGUGGUGCCAACGAUGUUCAGCAGCAACCGGCCCGCCAGAAGCAAGCUCGAGGGCAAACCCCCUAGGGAGGAUGGUUGGGCUAAGGGACCGCCGCCCGUCCGGCUUCACUCCUCCCAUGCAACAUCGACCCGCGCGGCCAGGAAAGGCAGUAUUUACGACCGCCUACGGACAGCAGCUACGCAACGAGGCCAUCCAGAACGAAGCUCGAUAGAGGAACAAGAUCUCUUUACUACGGCGAGAUCUAUCUACGCUGCGACGAGAAGUCGACGCGCUUAG
This is a messenger RNA of Colletotrichum abscissum, 453 nucleotides long. RefSeq lists its product as uncharacterized. The coding region runs from base 1 to 453 and encodes 150 amino acids. The transcript has a single exon. The record is from RefSeq and is a predicted model, not a curated record. Lineage: Eukaryota; Fungi; Ascomycota; Sordariomycetes; Glomerellales; Glomerellaceae.